AGCCAGCAGCUGUACGGUUGUGGUGUGUGCGAGCGAGACAGCGCGCCCGUGUUUAUGCAGCCAUCGUCAGUGCGUAGAGUGCGCGCCCUUCAGUACGGUGGUAUUCGUAUGCAGCAUCGGACGCAGUGUGCCUACACCGUCUCGGCAGCAGCAGCAGCAGCAGCAGCAAAAGCAACAGCAACAGCAGCUAGUGUGAAAAUAGGGAAAGCGCACAGCUCGUCUAUGCUCCGUCUACGCAUGCAGAGGGCCACCUAUGUUGACACCGCGUAGAGCACACUUAACUUACCCUUCGUGCUAAGGGCUGCGAGAGAAAGAGAGAGAUCGAGCGAGAGAGAGCGAGCAAGAGAGCAAGACACAGACACACUCAGCGCCAUCCUGCCUAAGCACAGAAGAUGUCCGAACAGUGAGAAUUCACGGCAACGACCACCACCACCACCACCACCACUGCCCCUUUUCCCAGCAACUCCCUACCCCUCCCUCCCCAGUCUUUCGUGCGUGUGCGUGGGUGUGAGUGUGUGUUGUCUACGCAGCUCCGGAUCCGGAACGAGUGUGUGCCCGAACGAGGCGGACGCGACUGCCCCGGAAGAAGAACAACUCUCCCUCCCCCCCCACAACAACAACAACAACAAAACCACUUCUUCCGAAUGCAUACGGCGCAGUUACGCAGAGUCUAGUUGUGAUCUCAUUCCCUACAUCGACAACGUCAACUCCCUGCAACACUAGCUGCUAGCAGCGCUAUUGCGACCCGAGAGCUUUAGCAUCGUUCGUGAAGGUUCGUCGCUUCCACAAAACCGGAACAACCUGCCGCUUCUCCUCCUCCUCCUCCCCUUUCCACCAAGAAAAAAAAACACGCACACUUACAAUCAACCCCGACGCGUACUCGCGGAAAAAAAAGCAACGGUGCAACCAUGUCGUCCAGCUGCUGCGGCACCAAGAAGCAGAAGCUCAACGGUAACUACUCGUCGGCCAACGGGUACAGCACGACCGGCACGAACAAUGCGGGGCCGCAGCGCAACGGCAUCGCCGACGCUGGCGGCGCCACCCAGAACAAUCACAACAGCUAUCACGGCCGGGGAGGAGGCCCUGCUGGCCAGCAGUCCCAGCAGCAGCAGCAGCACCAGCAACAUCAACAGCAGUUGUCCUCGUCCUCGUCGUCGUCGUCGUCGUCCUCGUCGGGGUACAACGGCUACAUGGUGAACGGGCACGGCAAUCACCAUCUGUCCCAGCAGCAGUCGUCGAUGAUCGGCUCGAUGCCGGACAUGUGCUUCUACUGCUUCGAGGUGCUGUACCGCGAGCUGCACAACCUCGAGGAACCACGCACGCCGUGCUUUACCAACGAUCCGUUUCCAUUGUUCGUGACAUGGAAAAUCGGCAAGGACAAGCGGCUGCGCGGCUGUAUCGGUACCUUCAGCGCAAUGCGUUUACAUUCAGGACUUCGCGAGUAUGCAAUAACAAGUGCUUUAAGAGACUCCCGUUUCUCGCCAAUCACCCGUGAUGAGAUCCAAAGACUGACCGUCUCGGUGUCAAUCCUGCAAGGCUUCGAGGAGGCGCGCGGUUACCUGGACUGGACGCUCGGCAUACACGGCAUCCGCAUCGAGUUCUACAAUGAGCGUGGCUCGAAGCGCACCGCGACCUACCUGCCCCAGGUUGCGACGGAGCAAGGCUGGGACCAGACGCAGACGAUCGAUUCGCUGCUGCGGAAGGGCGGCUACCGGGCCCAGAUCACGCCCGAGACGCGCCGCUCGAUCAAGCUGACCCGCUACACCUCGCAGGAGUGCCAGAUGUCGUACAGCGAGUAUCGCGAACUGCUCGAGAAGCAAUCUCACUACCACGGCCAGCUGUGUAAGAUGCAGUGCUAACGGCAUCGCCCGACCGGCGGCACCGCGACGACCGCCCCACGCCCUUGCCAUCGCUGCCCACCCUCCUCCUCCUCCCCGUCCCCGUCCCUGCCACUGCUAGCUGGUGCGGCCUCCUCCACCCUGUCCCCGCUUCCCGGCGCGCAUGGCAAGCCGUGCCGGUACUCACCGCUCCAUCCGCGCUUCGUGACGCUACUCUUAAUACGCAUUAUCACAUUUGUUUUAGGAUAGGCCAUUUGCUUUAAAAAACAAACAAUCACACUGCGCACGGCCUUUGCGGUGUCGCAUCUUUAUGCUUAACCUGUUGCAGCCGUUGCCGUGUGCUGCCCGAACGAAACCCUGCGCUCCCAGCGCUAAGAAACACACACACACGAGGAUGGACGAAAGCGGAAGAAACUCGAAAAAUCUUAUUACACGUUAAAAUUAAAAUUACUAAACACUCUCUCCCUGCUACACACAGACACUAACAAACCACGGGGUUUGGAGCAUGGAAUAUACCUAGACUAUAUUAUUGUUAAGCUUUAGGUUGCGCUGUGUGUGUGUUUUUUGCUGUGCUUCCGCGUUUGCGUUUCGUUUUCACAGUUUGUUUUCCCCCCCGCUGCGGUAUCUCUAAAACCUUCUUAACGUUUCGUCUCGUUACGCUCUUGAUGGCGGUAGCAAAUAGGGUUUGCUUUUUUUCUUCGUCUUUCACUACUGUUUCGUUGCACAACGAACUAAUUAAUUUCCAACUACCAACAGCGUGUCGUGUGGCAUACACUGCGACCGCCAGGAGCUAAUGGGGGCAGUAGAUGGAUUGUUAAUGUUAGUACAGUUUAAUAAUGAUAUAGUUUGUUUUUUUUUUUUCUUUCCUUAAAAUCCCUUCGUCCCUAGCUGUUAAGGUACGGUGAGCGGAGGUGCGAGUCAAGCAUUCGCAUUCGCAUCGCGUAAUUGUAACCCGUUCAGAGAUAAUGAGAGGUACGCUGGCCACCCGUUAGCCGCAGCAGCAAUACGCCAAACACUGCGGGGCCUGCGAGGGCAGUAGAGUAAUGCACUCGCAGCAUCAACAGCAAACAAACAAAAACCGCCCAAAACAGAAGCCGGUGAUGCAAAUCAAGGUGCAAAAAGCGCAAAAGAAGGGAGAAAUGCGCACACUAAUACGGGCAGGUUUUGUUUGUGCGCGCGUGUGUAUGUCUUUUAUUUUAAUUUGUUGGAUUGUUUUUUUUUUUAUCUUUUUCCAAAACGGGCUGAAGGUUUAGGAGUAGUAUCAGCCCAAAAACGGGAAAAAGCAAAAAAGCAAGAACACACAGCUCCUUUCCCAGCGUGCCGCUGCAUGGCGCAAGCCAAUAUUAAUAAUUCAAGAAAUAACCAUGUUUAGUACAGGAAACGGAAGAGUAGACCGAAAGCAGAUGCUAAACGGUUGAGCAAAACAAAAUAACACAAACACAAACAAAUGCAAUGAAAUGUUGAACCAACAGAGAGAGAGGAAUGGCAAACGAAAACAGUGAAAAGAAGGGAAAAAACGAAGCAAAACAACAACAAAAAGAUGUUAUACUAUAUAUUAGACAUAUGUUUAUAUUUUUUCCUCUGAUAGGAUGCGAUACACUUUAAAAACGAAGAAGAAGAAGAAGAAGAAGAAGAAUAAGGUAACAGAAUGUAAGAGAAAGCACAGGAAAGAGAUGGAGGGGGAGAGAGAGAAAGGGGAAAACAUGCAGGUGAUAAUGUGAUUGCACUUCACUGCCACAUUACUUUAACAUAAGCAAACAGCGGAAGGGAGAAGAUUACGUGAGAGGAAAAGGCUAUUGAAGCAGAGCACCCCUAUCACCCUCUCCACUCAGCCCACCUUUGCUCCCCCGCCGGUUCCACUCAUCCUCCACUGGAAUUAAAUCCCCUCCCCAGGAAGAGGUCGCGCGCGUGCCCGCGGAGGCUGCUGCUAAAUGCGCAGCUUUUAGCGAAUCUGAUCCGCUCGCCACACAUACACUUCAAGCACGGAGAGAGAGAGACAGGAGGGUGUGUUUGUGUGUAUGUGUGCGAGUGCGGGUUGUACAAAAUAUGCGCACGUACGUAGUUUUGCAUUUGUAACACAAACGGGGCGGGCAGCUUCCGACGGCCUGCGAGAACAGAGCGCUUGGAAGGGUAUGGAUGCAAGGAAAGAAGGAGUAGCGGGGGAGGGAGUGUGUCGCGUUCAGAGCAGGGGAGAGGGUAUGGGGCGCGUUCGAGAGCGGCGUGAAGAAAGAAUUUCCCUGCAAACUCAAAUUCCAAUUCCAAUAUAAACAAAACAAAA
This is a messenger RNA of Anopheles merus, 4116 nucleotides long. RefSeq lists its product as uncharacterized. Bases 909 to 1859 code for a protein of 316 amino acids. The record is from RefSeq and is a predicted model, not a curated record. NCBI's taxonomy places the organism in Eukaryota, Metazoa, Arthropoda, Insecta, Diptera, Culicidae. The transcript is spliced from 6 exons.